Messenger RNA from Carya illinoinensis, 753 nucleotides. Its product is annotated as kirola-like. Gene Ontology annotation, biological process: defense response. The transcript has 3 exons. Lineage: Eukaryota; Viridiplantae; Streptophyta; Magnoliopsida; Fagales; Juglandaceae. The coding region runs from base 133 to 753 and encodes 206 amino acids. The record is from RefSeq and is a predicted model, not a curated record.
AAGUCCAUGAUAUUUCCACGAGUUGGCGUUAAGAGAAUGAGGAACUUGUCGACUAAACCCAGCCCAUUUUUUUCUAUAAAAGCCGAAGAGGAGUAGUGUCCUGGACACAGAGUCUUAUAAUUGAAAGGAAAAAUGUCUUCUUCUCUGUCUGGUAAGUUAAGUAUUGAAAUAGAGGCCAAGUCAUCAGCUCGUUCUAUGUAUGAGGCAAACGCGAAACGAUUGUACGAUGUACCAAAACUUUGCCCUACCUAUAUACCCAAGGUUGAUUUAGUAGAAGGUAAAUGGGAAGAUGUGGGUGCUGUCGUGAACUUUCAUCUCGCACACGUUGUUAGGGGUAAUUUGGACUUUCGAAAGGGAAAAUGGAAUAUAUUUCAUCUUUUUGGUUGCUUGGGAUCGGAGGUGAUUCUGGAAAUUGAUAGUUUAAUUAAGGGGAAAACUUUAAUUUCAAAGGAGAUAUAUGAGCACAAAGAUGAUGAAAAAUUGUCAGUCACUUUCAAGGUCAUAGGAGGAUUACUGAUGGAGGCAUUCAAAAGUUUCAAGUUCAUUAUUCAAGCCACUCGCAAGGAUACGGGAUGUUUGGUUCGCUGGACACUUGAAUAUGAGAAACUGAAGGAGGAUGUUCCAGAUCCAAAAGAAAUGCUUCAAUUUGCAGUUGAUCUUACCAAAGAGAUGGAUGCCAAUCUGAUCGGCCACCAAGACCUCUACACAUUUAAAAAAAAAAAAAAAAAAAAAAAAAAAUCAUUAAUAUUAUAG